This is a messenger RNA of Trematomus bernacchii (emerald rockcod), 2997 nucleotides long. RefSeq names its product mucin-5AC-like. Lineage: Eukaryota; Metazoa; Chordata; Actinopteri; Perciformes; Nototheniidae. The record is from RefSeq and is a predicted model, not a curated record. The coding region runs from base 79 to 2652 and encodes 857 amino acids. The transcript has 8 exons.
AUUUGAUCACCAUCUUUUUUUCUCAUGGUUGUCCUCUCGUAGGGGUGGGGGCAGAGAAAGGCGAGGCUCUGUUGUCAGAUGUGUCAGUCUAGCCGGCCCGGCCCCUCCCACCUCAGAGAGCAUUACAUACUGCUGCUGCCUGAGCUCUUAGCAACCGUGCCUCGGCAACAGAGCUCCACAGCAACAGCGUGCCGUGUCUCCCCAAUGGAGCUGCCAUUGGGCGGACCAGCGCUCCGGCACUACACCCAGAGCAGACCAAGACCUCAUCGACAAAAACUCAACUAUCGCCCCAGCAGACCACAGGAGACAAUAAUUGAGAGUGACAAUGAAGUCCUUGAGCUCAUGGGGAGAGUGGAUGAAGGAGUUGAAGAGUUCUUUACCAAGAGAGUACUUCCUACUGAUUCACCGACAAAGCAAGAAGAGGAAUUGAUCACAGUGCAUGAAGAAGUGGCUCCUGCCAGCUCUGUCCCUUGUCCACCACCGACAAAAACACUAAGAAGGAAGCUCGGAGACUUCUUUACCCUCAGAAAGAGGCGAGGUCUGAAAUCAGAACCAAGCCAGGAGGGGCGACCCAAAAAGGCCUCCAUUGCUGAUCUCAUCCGCCCGCUCAGGGAGGUCGCCAGAGCCGAAAAAGAAAAAGAUAAAGACCGAGUCAAGGAACACGACAAGGAGAAUGAAAAGGAGAAGGGGAAAGAGACUCCCAGUGCUGUUACUGGAGAUGCCGCUGUUCAGGAGACGACGGGUGCUCCAAUGAGGGGUGAAACUGGGCCUCCCCGCCGAGCUCUCAGAGAGGGGAAGUCCCAGUCUCUCAUUCUGCUGUCUGGAUCAGCUGCAGCAGGGACUACUAAUGCAAGAAACACUUCAAAGAAACAAUUUGAAGGCCAACACAGUUUUGAACAGAAACUCCAUCUUAUGCUUCAACGUAUUGGAGUUUCCAAAGCCCAGCCAGAAGAGACACAGAGUCCGGAGGGAGAAAUGAAAAAAGCAGAAUCUGAAGGUACUAUCAUUGACAGUAAACCUGAGCCACCACCUACUAAACCUCGAACGAUGUCUGCAUCAUCAGACACAAGACAUCAAAUUCGCCCGAGUGUGUCGGCACACGAGUCAGCUGGGAAACCUGCUUUGCUUCCGAAGCCCGUUAUCAGGCCCGGCCCGCCCCCCACAACAUCUGGCCGCAACACACCUGAGAACGAGCUAGCCCAGAUACAGGAAGCAGAGACAAACACACCCACUAAACAGAGUCCAGCUACAGCUCCUGCACUCACUACCACCACCACUCCUACUGCACCGACAAUCUCAAACCCAGUCCCUGACUCAAACGAUUCUACGAGUGCUGAACCCCCCGCCAACACAGAUACAAGCACUGACUCCGCUAACCCCACUGCUGCAGCUACAACACCCACGAAUGUUACAGAGCACGACAGUAAAACUUCUAUCCCUGAAGAAACUACCGCUGAACCACCAACCUCCAUCUCUAAGACAACCGUUACAAGCACCACUCCCCCUGCAGAGCCCCCUGCCACCGCUUCAGUUACUUCCACUUCCUCUGAGUCCGUCAUUCCCAGCCUCUCUGUCACUUCCACCUCAACAACAAUAACUACGCUUUCCAUGACCACCUCUGAAACCGUUUCUGCUCCCAGCAAUGAAAGCUCGGUUUCCACAACAAAUCUGUCAACUACAUCGACUUCUCCCUCAGUAGAUCCUGCUGCUGGUGGUGAUUCAGCUAUUUCUGUCGCCACCACAGCUUAUUCACCCUCCACCAGCACAUCAGAUAUGCCCUCAGGCUUGUCUGCUAAAACGAAUUCAGUGACUGAAGCUAGUGAUGACUCCCCUUCAGUCACCUCUUGCUCUGUUACAUUAGUUUCAUCUGACACUAAAACAACAUCUCCACCUCCAAGUGACACCAUUACAACUGCAGCUUCACCUCUCGCCUCCAUGACCUCUUCCUCCCUCCUGAUUUCUUCUCCCGAUCCUCCUCCCACCAUAUCCACCUCUUCCACCACCACAACAAGCCCUACAUCCACCGACUGCACCAACUCCUCAUCCAUCAUUACUAACCCAGCCACCUCUGACCCCGCUGAUAUAUCCGUUCCCUCCACUUCCUCCAGCGAGACAAACCCCACAGACACCACUUCCACUGCCACCACUUUAUACCGGGCAGACACCAAACCCACCAGUUCAUCUUCCGCAGCUGCAAUUUGCUCCUCACCCAUGACCGACUCUGACCCACCAAACACUAACGACGGCAGCUCUACCCUCACACCUGAUAACGCAAGUGAUGCUUCUCAACAUUUGACUAGUCCAGGUCAAGAUAAUGACUUGCAGACACCUCCUGAGGGAAGAUCCAGUGAAGAGCCUGCAGAAAAGGGCACACAUGGUGAGCUUGAGAUGGUCCAAAAGAGCAAGCAAACUGAGACAGAGGAGUGCAAGACAGUUGUCCACAAUGGGAAGGAGGGCGAGAAUGAAAACCAGGAACCAGCUCUCAAUUCUGACAGCGAGGUGAUAAUAAAAGAAGUGCAGAAAGAAAGUGUCAAACCCGAAGAAGACACAAUGAAAUCAAAAGUAGAAGAACCUGCAUCAGGAAGAGAUGCUGAGCUGUGUAGCGACAAGGGGGAGAAAGAGGAGGAAAAACAAGAUGAAGUUGGGAAGUAAUUUAAAAGUUAAGAAACUGCUAAACACGGGACCAACUACUGUGACGGGGCGACAGAGACCACAGUAAAGAGUCAAGGGGGAGAUGAUCCAUGGCACUUCCUACAGGGACCACCACAUUACAGCAGCACACCACAGAGGGUGGGCCACUGGACCAAAGAACUGAGAUCCCCUUGGUGUGACGUAAUCAACAAAUCCAGCAGUGUCUUUGUCCUUUUUUAACUUUCGUUUGACUUUAUGCAUUGCACGUAUGAUUAUGUACCAUAAGACAACUACUGUGGUAAAAUACACCAUGUUUACAAUAUAUAAAAAAGAGACAUAUGACUAUUAAAUGGAAUAUUGAAUUGA